AGGCUACGCUGAGGUGCUCUGGUGUUCUGUAUGAGAACCUCCUGAAGCUGAGGAACGUCUUAAACCACUAAAACCAGCAGGAACUCUGGCGUCCUUUUUUUUUUUUUUAUUUACCUGGACCGAGUUUCCCCGGAGUAGGCCUGGUCUUGUUUACGGUCGGUCUUACUGGCAACCACGUCAUUAUCUGACAGCCCUGAGGGCGGAGCUCCGCAGAGGGAAGCAGCCAAUCAGCGGCCUGCUCUUGACAGACGUUUAUAAGGAGAGAGGCGCGCCGCCGCUGCCAUUAAUGAGGAAACUAACUCAGAAGGAGCGACCGGGAUUGAAAACAUCCGAAUUUAUCUCUGGACUCCGCUUUGAAUCCACCUAAAGGUACAAACCGACCACUGGGUACAGUACAGUUCCACUAUUUUGGAGGUUUUCUGUUUUUUUGGGGGUAGUUUGAGCUUCAGUGUGGUUAUAAGCUACAGCGGGACGUUGCGCUGAAGACUGACGCAUCUGGGGACGCUGACGUCUCGGUGUCUUUGCAGCGCUCUCUUGUAUUUGACUGUCUGAUUUGAAUUAUGUCCACAAUAAUGGAACAGCCUUUUUAUGACGACUCGUUUCUCUCUGCUUAUGGCCAUCCAGGCGCAGCGCUGCCAGACUACAAGCUGCUUAAGCAGAACAUGAACUUGAACUUCUCCGAUUCUUAUCGGAACUCGAACUUGAAGCCUCAGCAGUUCCUGCGCGCCGACACUGAUUUCUAUCCGGCCGCCGGGACCGCGGACGUGGGCUCGCUGAAGCUCGCCUCCCCCGAACUUGAGCGGCUGAUCAUCCAGAACAGUAACGGGGUCAUCACCACCACCCCGACACCUGCGCAGUACCUGUACAGCCGUGGCAUCACCGAGGAGCAGGAGUGCUUCGCUGAAGGCUUCGUGAAAGCGCUGGACGAUCUACACAAGAUGAACCAGAUGGCGCCUCCAAACGUGUCCAUCAGCGCCGGUGGCGUGGCCUGUCCGGCUCCGGGUUCGGUGUUCGGUUCGUCCCUGCAGCCGGAGCAGCUCCAGUACACGACCCUGAGCAGCUGUGCCACGAACCCCGGCCUGACCUCUGCAGCCAGCUACCCCUCCACCACCAUCAGCUACCUGCCGCAUCACCAGUACCACCAUCCGCAUCCCCAGGCUGCUGCGCACGGGUCCCCUCACUUCCAGCACUCGCUGCCCGGCGCCGGGAUCCACUCGCAGCGCUUCGAGGGUCUGAAGGAGGAGCCCCAGACUGUCCCCGACAUGCAGAGCAGCGACGAGUCCCCGCCGAUGUCCCCCAUCGACCUGGAGAACCAAGAGCGGAUCAAAGCGGAGCGCAAGCGGCUGCGGAACCGGCUCGCAGCCUCCAAGUGUCGGAGGCGCAAGCUGGAGCGCAUCGCGCGGCUGGAGGACAAGGUGAAAGUGUUGAAAACGGACAACGCUGGACUGUCAAACACGGCGUCCGUGCUGCGGGAGCAGGUGGCCCAGCUCAAACAGAAAGUCAUGACGCACAUGAGCAGCGGCUGCCAGCUGAUGCUGGCGCCCAAAGUCAAGUCUUACUGAGCAGACAGGAUGCACUUUACACACACUGGACUGCACUGGGCAACACGCGGACGUGUUUGAGACCGGAUCCAGAAUAAAAACUGCACAAAAUCAAAACACUGGGGGCAAUUUCAAGUGUCGUCUCGGCUUUGCCUGUUUACAUUUUCCUUUUUCUGCCGUUUGUGAUGCUUUUGUGUAACUUAUUUGUGUUUGAACACGUUUCGUUUUUUUUACCUGUACAGUAAAUAUUUAAGUAAAUGAAUUUAUGAAAUUAAAACAUGUGUUUUCUUAA
Nothobranchius furzeri (turquoise killifish) is the source of this 1833-nucleotide messenger RNA. RefSeq names its product transcription factor JunB. Gene Ontology annotation, biological process: regulation of cell cycle; regulation of transcription by RNA polymerase II; regulation of cell population proliferation. The record is from RefSeq and is a predicted model, not a curated record. NCBI's taxonomy places the organism in Eukaryota, Metazoa, Chordata, Actinopteri, Cyprinodontiformes, Nothobranchiidae. Gene Ontology annotation, molecular function: DNA-binding transcription factor activity, RNA polymerase II-specific; RNA polymerase II cis-regulatory region sequence-specific DNA binding; transcription factor binding. Gene Ontology annotation, cellular component: transcription regulator complex.